Molecule: messenger RNA, 4356 nt
Organism: Knipowitschia caucasica
Lineage: Eukaryota; Metazoa; Chordata; Actinopteri; Gobiiformes; Gobiidae
Source: the annotation of a GenBank genome assembly
AUGCGGCUAUAUCUGCAUUUCAACAACAUUGAAUCUUUGGAGCCAGAAUCCUUCGCUCACCUGCCCAAGCUGGAGCGCCUAUUCCUGCACAACAACAGGAUCACGCAGCUGGUGCCCGGGACCUUCACUCAUCUCCAGUCCAUGAAGAGACUACGGCUGGACUCCAACGCCUUAAACUGUGACUGCGAGCUGCUGUGGUUGGCCGAUCUGCUCAAACAGUACGCCGAGUCCGGGAACGCUCAGGCCGCCGCCACCUGCGACUACCCCAGCCGCCUGCAGGGACGCUCGGUCGCCACGCUCACCGCCCAGGAGCUCAACUGUGAGGUUCCCAGAAUCACCUCCGAGCCUCAGGACGUGGACGUGACAUCAGGAAACACCGUGUACUUCACCUGUCGCGCCGAAGGAAACCCAAAACCACAAAUCAUCUGGCUCCGGAACAAUAAUGCUUUGAACAUGCGCGAGGACCAUCGUCUCAAUCUUCUGGAAGACGGGACUUUGAUGAUCCAGGACACCAGAGAAACAGAUCAGGGAGUGUAUCAGUGCAUGGCCAAGAAUGUGGCAGGAGAGGUCAAGACGUCCCAAGUCACACUCAGAUACUUUGGAGCUCCUUCACGGCCCAGUUUUGUGAUCCAGCCCCAGAACACGGAGGUGCUGGUGGGAGAGAGCGUCACUCUGGAGUGCAGCGCCACAGGACAGCCACAGCCCCGGGUCACAUGGACCAAAGGGGACCGGACCCCCAUCCCCAGCGACGCCCGCAUCAACAUCACCCCAUCGGGGGGGCUCUUCAUCCAGAAGGUGGUGCAGGCCGACGGGGGCCAGUACACCUGCUUCGCCUCCAAUAAUGUGGACACGAUUCACGCCACGGCCCACAUCAUCGUCCAAGCCACCCCCCAGUUCUCGGUGAGGCCCCAGGACCAGUCUGUGUUGGAGGGCCACACGGUGGACUUUCCCUGUGAAGCCGCAGGUUACCCUCAGCCUGUGAUCGCCUGGACCAGAGCCGGAAGUGCCCUGCCCACGGACCGGCGCCACACGGUCCUGUCCUCGGGCACGCUGCGGAUCAGUCGUGUGGCGGCGCACGACGAAGGCCAGUACGAGUGCCAGGCCGUCAGUCCUGUAGGAACUGUUCUCACCUCUGUGCAGCUCAGCAUUCAACAGAGAGUAACGCCUGUUUUCACAAAUGCUCCAAGGGAUUUGACGGUGGAGUCUGGCCAGGACGUCCAGAUCCCCUGCAGCGCUCAGGGCCAGCCACGGCCUGUUCUCACAUGGAACAAGGACGGUGUGCAAGUCACAGAAAGUGGAAAGUUUCACAUUAGUGCAGAUGGGUUUCUGGAGGUUUCAGAUGUGGGCACGGCUGAUGCUGGACGUUAUGAAUGCAUCGCUCGCAACUCUAUUGGAUACCAAGUGGCCAGCAUGGUCCUCACGGUCACAGUUCCUGCAGUGAGCCGAGAGGGAGACUCAUUUGUGAGCACGUCCAUCCAACAAGCCAUACGGAACGUGGACAGUGCCAUCGAGUCCACGAGAAGACGCCUCUUUGACGGCCAGCCUCGCACUCCAGGAGAGAUCCUCGCUCUGUUCCGGUAUCCACGUGACCCGUACACCGUGGAACAAGCUCGAGCUGGAGAAAUCUUUGAGCAAACACUUUUAUUAAUCCAGAACCACGUGAACCAGGGCCUUAUGGUGGACACUAACGGCACAGCCUUUCGCUACAAUGACUUGGUGUCCCCUCGCUUUCUGGAUAUGAUCGCUAACUUAUCCGGCUGCACCGCGCACCGCCGUCUGAACAACUGCUCCGACAUUUGUUUCCACCAGAAGUAUCGCAGCCACGACGGGACCUGCAACAACCUCCAACACCCCAUGUGGGGCGCCUCGCUGACCGCCUUCGAGCGUCUCCUGAAGCCGGUCUAUGACAACGGCUUUAACUUACCCCGAGGAAGCAUGGAGCGCCCUCAUAACGGGUACCGGCUCCCUCUGCCCAGACUGGUGUCCACCACAAUGAUCGGCACAGAGACCAUCACCCCAGAUGACCGCUACACCCACAUGCUCAUGCAGUGGGGGCAGUUCCUGGACCACGACUUGGACGCCACCGUUGCGUCUCUGAGUCAGUCUCGCUUUUCAGACGGACAGUUGUGCGCCCACGUCUGCACCAACGACCCUCCGUGUUUCCCCAUCCAGUUCCCGGCCAACGACCCGCGCCAGAUCCGAAGUGGCGCCCGCUGCAUGUUCUUUGUCCGCUCCAGCCCCGUGUGUGGAAGUGGAAUGACCUCCCUCCUCAUGAACAGCGUGUACCCCCGAGAGCAGACCAACCAGCUCACCUCUUACAUCGAUGCCUCUAAUGUCUACGGCAGUUCUCGGCAUGAGUCCGAGGAGGUCCGUGAUCUAGCCAGCCACAGGGGGCUGCUGCGGCAAGGCAUUAUCCAGAGAACAGGGAAACCUCUUCUGCCUUUUGCCACUGGACCUCCCACCGAGUGCAUGCGGGAUGAAAAUGAAAGCCCGAUUCCUUGCUUCUUGGCUGGGGACCAUCGAGCCAACGAGCAGCUGGGCCUGACGUCCAUGCACACAGUGUGGUUUAGGGAACACAACCGCAUCGCCACAGAGCUGCUGAGACUCAACCCGCACUGGGACGGAGACACCAUCUACCACGAGGCCCGGAAAAUAGUGGGAGCUCAGAUGCAGCAUAUCACGUAUAACCACUGGCUGCCAAAGAUCCUGGGUGAGGCGGGUGUGAGGAUGAUGGGGAAGUACGACGGUUACAACCCCAACAUUAACGCUGGAAUAUUCAGUGCUUUUGCCACGGCUGCGUUCCGGUUCGGACACACUCUGAUUAACCCCAUCCUGUACAGGUUGGGUGAGGACUUCCAGCCCAUCCCCCAGGGCCACCUCUCCCUGCACCGGGCCUUCUUUUCCCCUUUCCGUAUAGUGAAUGAGGGUGGCAUCGACCCCCUGCUGCGUGGGCUCUUUGGGGUGGCUGGUAAAAUGAGGGUCACCACAGAGUUGCUGAACACGGAGCUGACGGAGAGGUUGUUCUCCAUGGCUCAUGCUGUGGCCUUGGACCUGGCUGCGAUGAACAUCCAGAGAGGAAGAGAUCAUGGAAUCCCGCCGUACAACGACUUCAGGACGUUCUGUAACCUGACGUCAGCGCAGACCUUUGACGAUCUGAGGAACGAGAUCAAAAACCCUACUGUGCGAGAGAAACUGCAGAGACUGUAUGGGACCCCUCUGAACGUGGACCUGUUCCCAGCGCUGAUGUCUGAGGACCUGGUUCCUGGGAGCCGACUGGGACCAACGCUCAUGUGUUUGUUGGUCACACAGUUCAAGCACGUGCGCGACGGGGACAGGUUCUGGUAUGAAAACCCCGGUGUGUUCAGCCCGGCCCAGCUGACGCAGCUGAAGCAGGCGUCUCUGGCCCGAGUUCUUUGUGAUAACGGAGACAACAUCACUCGAGUCCAGCAGGACGUGUUCAGCGUGGCCGCUCUGCCCCACGGCUUCGGCAGCUGUGAGGACGUCCCACACAUCGACCUGCGCCUGUGGCAGGACUGCUGCGAAGGUCAGAGCCAAACUACUUUAUCUGAUAUCGACCUGCGCCUGUGGCAGGACUGCUGCGAAGACUGCAGGACCAAGGGCCAGUUCAACGCCCUGUCGUACCACUUCAGAGGUCGGAGGUCGGCGGAGCACAGCUACGAAGGGGACAAACCCGUCGACAGUGCAGUAGAAUCUCCUCCGGAGCAUUCUGAAAACAAGAUGGUGAAGACCACGGAACCGACCGUGGAUUUCCAGGACUUUGUCUCUGAAAUGCAGAAGACUAUCACAAGUUUACGAAAACAGAUAAAGCGACUUGAAGCCCGCCUCAGAAAGAGCGAGUGCGUCGAUGCAGAUGGACGAGAGAGAGCGGACGGAGAUCAGUGGAAACAGGACUCCUGCACCAGCUGCGAAUGCACCGAGGCCCAGGUGACCUGCACAGUAAAGUCCUGCCUCCCGCCUCAGUGCAAACACCCAGUGUCUCUGAAAGGAGCCUGCUGCCCUGUGUGCCUGCAGCAGGAGGACAACAUUGAAACAAACAGCCUCUGUGUUUGGUCCACAUUCCCAACCACGCAGAGGCCAGCGGCCGACAGGAGAGAGGAAGAACAUGACAAAGCCACCAUUUUGUUGACUCACAAAAUAUUCUCAGGCGCGCUCGGCCUCGGACCCUCAUUCCGCUGUAAUAGAAGCCAUAUGAACGAGGAAGUGAGGGCGGUGUUGGGGGAGGAACGACCAGGAGAGACCGGCUUUAAGCAGCACUACCUCCUGUCACUCACUUCUUUACCUCAAGUAUCCAACACUUCAUUCCCACACACAUGUGCAAUGCGACAUCACUUCUAA